AUGAAAUACGAAAAAAGAUUAGAAGAAAUAAGAAAAGAAGUUAUAUGCACUUGUGUUGGUUGUGCGGCUGGUGCAGCUUGCAUAGUUUUGAGUGGUGGAGCAGCAACUCCUUUGGUGGCUGGUGCUCUGAUGGGAGCCGGUGGCUUAGGAGGUUUUUUUAUUGGUGAUAAGGCUGAUAAAGAAGAUACUGAGAGAGAAAAAACGCUCUUACAGGAUAAGCGUUAUAAGGAUGCGACUAAUGAAGUAGACAAGCAAGUUCAACAAAACAAUCAAGCCCAGGAUGCUAUAAACACAAUUGCCGGCAAAUUAAAUGGUAAUAUACCCCGACAAUCCCACGAAACUGAUGAAUAUUUAAGAAAUCAAUUAGUAAUCCAUCAGUCCCAGUUAGACAGUGGAAAAAAUAGACUAAGUGAUUUAAGGAAAGACAUGGAUAAGUUAAGAAAAGAACUAGGUGGAGGUGGUUCACUAAUGGGACUAUUAGGUUUAGAUAAAUUAUCUUUUACCGAUAAAGUAAUGAUUAUUGCAGCAAUAGUUCUGGUUAUCUGA
This is a messenger RNA of Ambispora gerdemannii, 546 nucleotides long. The record is from the annotation of a GenBank genome assembly. Lineage: Eukaryota; Fungi; Glomeromycota; Glomeromycetes; Archaeosporales; Ambisporaceae.